ACUACAUUUCCCAGAAAGCGGAGGGACCGGGGGCUGAGGGCGCAUGUGCGGACGCCGCUGCCGGAGGCGCGGCGGGCAGUGGAGAGCUAACAAGGAAAGUUUCUGGAGAUUUCUCACAGCCUCCAGCCAUGCGUCUGUCUGGCCUACUGGCCUUGGCAUCCAAGGUCACCCUCCCCCGCGACUACCGCUAUGGGAUGAGCCGCCCAGGCUCUCUUGCAGACAAGAGGAAGAACCCUCCGGGGACCAGGCGGCGCCGGGUGGCCGUGGAGCCCAUCUCAGAUGAAGAGUGGCAUCUGUUCUGUGGGGACAGGGUGGAGAUCCUAGAAGGCAAGGAUGCUGGGAAGCAAGGCAAAGUGGUUCAAGUCAUCCGGCAGCGCAACUGGGUGGUCCUGGAGGGACUGAACACACACUACCGUUACGUGGGCAAGACCGCGGAUUCCCGGGGGACCAUGAUCCCCAGCGAGGCGCCCUUGCUCUACCGCCAGGUCAAACUUGUGGAUCCUGUGGACAGGAAACCCACUGACGUGGAGUGGAGGUUCACAGAGGCUGGAGAGCGGGUGCGUGUCUCCACGAGAUCAGGGAGAAUUAUCCCCAAACCGGAGUUUCCCAGAGCUGACGGCAUCGUCCCUGAGACCUGGACUGAUGGCCCCAAAGACACAUCAGUCGAAGAUGCUCUAGAAAAAACCUACGUGCCCCGUUUAAAGACACUGGAGGAGGAGGUGAUGGAGGCGAUGGGGAUUCAGGAGACGCGGAGACACAAGAAGGUCUAUUGGUACUGAUCCUGCAGACGGGGCUAUUCCCCUGGUCUUAGCCUCGAAGGUCGGGGCCACUCUUCUCAGAUGCCAGUAAGGAGCCAGGAGUGCCAUGCCCACCUGCCGCCGUCUGCUAGACCCUGACCCCCCGCGCACCUGCGCCUGGGACUACAGGAAGGGGCAUCUGUCCUUACCGUGUGACAGCCUGGAUGGAGGUUAAGGCAGCUUCCACAGGGGCAGGGCCUGCAGGGUCCAGGGGACCCUAGAGUCUCGGGAUGCUGCCUGUCAGGGAGGCUGGUAGGGCUGGGGGUGGAGAAAUCAAACUGGCAGCGAAAUAAAGAUUUCACUAUUUAAUAAAUUAAAAAUAAACUUGUA
Messenger RNA from Suricata suricatta (meerkat), 1127 nucleotides. It is a transcript of the gene MRPL24, whose product is annotated as mitochondrial ribosomal protein L24. The record is from RefSeq and is a predicted model, not a curated record. Lineage: Eukaryota; Metazoa; Chordata; Mammalia; Carnivora; Herpestidae. Gene Ontology annotation, molecular function: structural constituent of ribosome; RNA binding. The transcript is spliced from 6 exons. Gene Ontology annotation, cellular component: mitochondrion; ribosome. Bases 129 to 779 code for a protein of 216 amino acids. Gene Ontology annotation, biological process: translation.